UCUAAGAGUUGAGAGCACAGAGGGUGCACCAGAAAAACAGAGAAGGAGAGGAUGAGGAAGAUGAUGAGGAUGAGGAUGAAUGAGGGUGAGGGUGAGGGUGAGGGUAGUGAACGGAUCAGCCUUUUCGACAGGCCUCAAAACGAAAUAAUGAAGCUCAUUUUUGCAGUUAAUUACCUUGUUCCUGAUGAGGGCCAUGCCAGCUUUGAUGUUCAUGCUAUUUUCUCGACUAGUCAGAAAAUCAUUAAGGAUUCGGCCAACAUCAUUCACAAUAUUAUUGAGCAGGGCAGCGGAUUUAAUGAUGUUGAAACACCCAAAGCCAGCUCCAGCUUGUGCACUCUUGUUAACUCCUUUGGCUGCAAGACGUCGUGUAAGAGUCCAGGUGAUGAAACUGCCUUUGAAUCACGUACGGAAGAAAUACUUACAAGACUAUCAAGUUAUCCAUGUGAAGUACAGGUAGUAUUGGCCCUGGCGAUUUUUGCUUUGGAAUAUGAAGAAUGUUCCAGCCAACUUUCCAAGAAAUCGACAACGCUGAAACGCCAAGAUGCAGUAGUCGAGCUUAACAAUCUGGUCAACCAAGCGUUACAAGUGAUUGAGCACAUCCUUGAGUUGGAGAAACUAAUUUCUGGUGAUCGAGACAGUGAACCAAAAUUGGCGAGGGUAAUUAUGGAUACCCCAUUUAAUGCCUUCUGGUCAAUCAUAACUCUUGUAGCUUGCACAACUGAGCUCUCACUUCUUACCGGUGACGAGGACAUUAAGUCAUAUGAUCUAUCCCCUUUUUCUCAAAAAAUGGGCUUCAUCCUCAACAAGCUUGAUGGACAGCUUACAAUCUGCCAACAAGAAAAAAGGUCGGUUGUGGAUGCAUGA
Molecule: messenger RNA, 864 nt
Organism: Malus domestica (apple)
Lineage: Eukaryota; Viridiplantae; Streptophyta; Magnoliopsida; Rosales; Rosaceae
Source: RefSeq, a predicted model, not a curated record